AUGGCGUCAGGAAAAGACACCUGUCCGACUUUACCGAAACUCGCCAAGAGUUGCCCGGAGGAGAGUUCAUAUAAGGCGCCUUACAAGUAUACUGAUGUCCAUUUGCCACGGUUUUCAUUAAAACAAGGAAUGAUUCCAAAACGUUAUGUUAUGCCUUGGAAGGAAAGCAUGCAGUUCAGGAAAAUAAAUAUCAAGCACGCAGAAGCAUGUGGGAUCGACAUUGGCCCCUUAGAAGACUCUCUGUUUCUGAAUCACAGCGAAAGGCUCUGCCAUGGGGAAGAUCGGAAGGUUGUCCUGGGGAAAGGCCCACCAGAAAUCAAAAUCGCAGACAUGCCUUUGCAUUCGCCUCUCUCCAGAUACCAAAGCACUGUAAUUUCCCAUGGCUUCAGACGACGACUGAUCUGA
Messenger RNA from Echinops telfairi (small Madagascar hedgehog), 405 nucleotides. RefSeq names its product testis expressed 43 (gene SPMIP10). Gene Ontology annotation, biological process: flagellated sperm motility. The record is from RefSeq and is a predicted model, not a curated record. NCBI's taxonomy places the organism in Eukaryota, Metazoa, Chordata, Mammalia, Afrosoricida, Tenrecidae. Bases 1 to 405 code for a protein of 134 amino acids. The transcript has 3 exons.